CGAUGUGUCAUUAAAAGAAAGCAUCAGAGAAUAGUUUUGGUUUGAAGACUCCGUUUCAAAUCACUCUUCAAGCAACCACUGACCAUAAUGAACUCAGAAGUACCAGCUGUUGUGUGAAGCACACCAUCCACCACAAAAAAAACAUCAAGCUUGCCAAAGGAAUUUAAAAAAUUAUUCACACUCCAAUGCACAUCACUCUCACUUGCUUAAGGCAAAACAAAAAACACCAUAUGGCAUUACCACUGUUUUUGCAAUGCAGUUCUCAUAUCUGGUAGUUCAUGCAUCAUCCUUCGGGACUUCACACUGAACACACACACCAACAAAACAGGGACAAAAAAGUCCCAGCCAUGGAUACCAAAUCGUCUCUAGCUUCACUUAUGUCACAAACCUUACCACUACUAUAAGCUCAGUCAGCACAGACAUCCAGCGCGCACUGUAGUGCUUCACGAUCGCUGUCUUGCCCAUUCAGACAUCUAAUUGCACUCAGCAGUUUCCCUUUCCUUGAGGAGAAGGAGAGCUGCUCACACAGAUGGCCUUCAAUGGAACAUGGCAAAUGCACUCUCAGGAGAACCAUGAGGAGUUCUUCAAAGUAAUGUCUAUGCCAGACACGGUGAUCCGCAUCAUGCGUGAUGUGAAGCCAUUGACGGAGAUCCAGCAGACGGGCGAUGACUUUGUGGUGACGGUGAAGACCCCGCUGCGAUCCAACACAAACACCUUCACACUGGGCCGCGAGGCCACAAUCAACACAUUUGAUGGCAAGAAGGUCAAGUGUACAGUUAACCUGGAGGAUGGGAAGCUGGUCUGCACCACAGAGAAGUUCACCCACGUGCGGGAGAUCCAGGGAGAGGAGAUGGUGGAGACGAUGACAGCUGGCUCUACAUCCAUGAUCAGGAAGAGCAAGAGGACCUGAUAAGGAACAUGAUCUACCUCAACUAAUGAAUAUGUUUGUAUUGAAAGAAACCCUAAAUAAAAUCACUAUAUGCUACUUAAUGUGUUCUUACUGAAAUGUUAAUAAAUCAAACGUCUACAUAUCACAUUUUUGAUUCUUUGUCCUCAUGAUGUUCAUAAACUAAAAAAAACGUACAAAAACAAAACACUAUCAACAACAGCAGCAAUCAGAGAUGGCAACACAGUCAACAGUGGACACGUGAUGUUCCCAGGACCAUAAAUAAACUUUUUUUCAUCACCAGCCAAAAUGGCUGGUAGAUGUUCAUCUGACUAGCCAAAGAACACACAAUCACUAAUGGGUCAAAGCGGCUUGUAAGCUGGUCUUUUCUACCAGCCAAAAUGACAUUUUCACCAGCAUUUGGCCAGUGUCAGUUUGGAGCCCUGGAUGUUCCACUCCAACUCUCACAGCCCAGUAGGGCGAGGUUAAAAGCACCAACCAAUACACAUGUGUAGUUGUCUGUGGAUGGUUGUGUAGUGCACUGUGUGUACUUGUGUCAAAAAUGCAUAGUGCGGGCCCUACCGUGGCUCUAACGGUAGGGCACUAGACUGCUAUGCUGGCGACCUGGGUUUCAUUCCGGCCCGGGUCAUUUGCCAAUACCUCCCCGUCUCUCUCCCCACUGAUCACUCAUCCCGUCUGUCCUUCACUGUCCUGUCAAGAAUAAAGACAAAAAGCCCCCCCAGAAAAAUGCAUGU
This is a messenger RNA of Engraulis encrasicolus (European anchovy), 1641 nucleotides long. RefSeq names its product fatty acid-binding protein, liver-like. Bases 530 to 910 code for a protein of 126 amino acids. The record is from RefSeq and is a predicted model, not a curated record. Gene Ontology annotation, biological process: fatty acid transport. The transcript has 4 exons. NCBI's taxonomy places the organism in Eukaryota, Metazoa, Chordata, Actinopteri, Clupeiformes, Engraulidae. Gene Ontology annotation, molecular function: fatty acid binding. Gene Ontology annotation, cellular component: nucleus; cytosol.